This is a messenger RNA of Danio aesculapii, 1456 nucleotides long. It is a transcript of the gene decr1, whose product is annotated as 2,4-dienoyl CoA reductase 1, mitochondrial. The transcript has 10 exons. Gene Ontology annotation, molecular function: 2,4-dienoyl-CoA reductase (NADPH) activity. Gene Ontology annotation, cellular component: mitochondrion. Lineage: Eukaryota; Metazoa; Chordata; Actinopteri; Cypriniformes; Danionidae. Bases 115 to 1116 code for a protein of 333 amino acids. Gene Ontology annotation, biological process: fatty acid beta-oxidation. The record is from RefSeq and is a predicted model, not a curated record.
AUUUCAGUGCGUCGGAGACGUUACUGAAUCUGACUUCACAACUUUAGUUGCGUGUUUGGACAGUUGAAAACACGCUUUCUUUCUCUCUUAACAUUAUUUUUGCAAUUGGACGUUAUGGCGUUGCACAAAGGAUUUUCCGUGCUGAACAGAGUUUUCACGCCAAACAAAUGUUGCACACGACUGUUUGGAAAUGGGACCAACACGUUGUACCAGAGCGGUCCUCCUCACGCCAAAUUCUUUCCAGUGUGUGACGGUGUAAUGCUUCUCCCAGGAACUUUCAAAAACAAGGUGGCCUUCAUCACCGGUGGAGGAACUGGUCUCGGAAAAGCCAUGACCACUACUUUGUCUUCACUGGGAGCAGAAUGUGUGAUAGCCAGCAGGAGUCUUGACGUUUUAAAGAAAACCGCUGAUGAAAUCUCACAGCAGACAGGAAACAAGGUCCAUGCCAUCCGGUGUAAUGUUAGAGACCCUGCGUCAGUGGAGGCUGCUGUUGACCAGCUCGUUAAAGAUGUCGGUCUGCCAGAUGUGGUCAUAAACAACGCUGCUGGAAACUUCAUUUCUCCUUCAGAGAAACUGUCUCCUAAUGCCUGGAGGACCAUCACUGAAAUAGUGCUGAACGGCAAUGCCUACGUCACUCUAGACAUCGGGAAACGCCUCAUCAAAGCCGAGAAAGGUGCUGCUUUUCUGUCCAUCACCACAAUCUAUGCUGAAAGUGGCUCAGGAUUUGUUGUGCCGAGUGCUGCAGCUAAAUCUGGAGUGGAGAAACUGUGCACGUCUCUGGCAGCAGAGUGGAGCAGAUAUGGCAUGAGAUUCAACGUUAUUCAACCCGGACCAGUCAAAACCAAGGGUGCUUUUAGCAGACUGGAUCCGGCUGGUUUGUUUGAGAAGGGGAUGUUGGACCGGGUCGCUGUGGGUCGUUUGGGCACUCCUGAAGAGAUCGCCAAUCUUGCCGCCUACCUCUGCAGUGAUUACGCCAGCUGGGUAUCAGGCGCGAUCAUUCGAAUGGAUGGCGGUGAAUAUGUGUCCAUGGCUGGCGAGUUUAAUGACCUAAAGCAGGUCACAAAGGAGCAAUGGGACAUGAUGGAAGCAAUGAUCAGAAACACAAAGGGAUCGUAAACUACUGAAACCACAUUAACUCUGCACUAAUGACAGUACCAAUCUCAGUCUCUCAGAUGUGUUCAGUGUUCUGAAAUACUAAUUGACACUUCGGUUGUUCUGGUACAUACAAAUCUUUCCCUCUCAUGCAUUGCUGCCUUAAAUAUCCACAGUAACAGUGGUUAUUCAACAUGUAGUUUGAUUUUAUUUUUUAGCCCUACAUACUGCAUGUGUGUGCUAAGGAUAAUGGUUUGCAGUAUUGAUGGAUCAAUACUGGCCCUGUUUAGCCAGUUUUUCUAUCCAAGACAUUUUCAGCAGCCUUAUAAUGUAAUGAUAAAAUAAAAAUUAUGGGUGUACAGUG